Messenger RNA from Peniophora sp. CBMAI 1063, 924 nucleotides. Lineage: Eukaryota; Fungi; Basidiomycota; Agaricomycetes; Russulales; Peniophoraceae. The record is from the annotation of a GenBank genome assembly.
AUGGCUCCGGUCACACGCGCGGCCCUUUCUCCUACCACUCCCCAGAAGGCUUUCAGCAAUGUACCCUCUACUACCCCCACAGGUAGAAAGCUACCCCAUUGCAGCGUUUGUAAAAAACCUCGCAAGGGUCACACUCUCCGUCGUUGCGCAGAUCCGCUCCCUGCGGAUGAUGCGCAGAUCACUUGCACCACCGAUCUUCUUGCGAGUGCCCUCGGUUCGCUGCACCUUAGUUCAGAGGCGGGAGGUGUUUCCGCCACACCCGUGUCCUCCGCAGCUGCGCCCCUCGACGGCCCUGCGCCCCUCGACGGCCCUGCGCCCCUCGACGACCCUGCGCCCCUCGAGAACCCCUCUGCGCAAGCGAAGUUACGCAGGAGUCGACGAUGCAUCAUGCCUGGAACUCUGCUAGAGUCCACAAGCAAUUUCAUUUUGACGGAACUGCCCAGCCCCGUGUCUUCCUCAACCCAAUCCAUGGAGAUCUGCGGCAUUGAUCAGUCCGAGGAGUCUUCUAAGCCUCUCCCAAAGUCGUCAGCUUUCAUUCCACAGCCUACGACUCACGCAUCACACCCUGCCUUGCGCUCCGUGAGCAUGGGCGCCCGAGAAGGCUUCCUCGAAGACCUCGACGAUAUUUCUACCCAUUCACCGGUAUCCAUCUAUGUCGUUUCUGCAGCAAACGUGGAGCAGCUGCGACCGUCCGCGACGGAGGUCGGGUUUCAUACUGCCGCUGUCGUGCCAGGCGGCGGGAUGCAGAAGGAUGAAGCUCUGCUGGUCAUUGGUGUGGAGGGUGCCGCGGUCGAAAAUGUCCGUGCAAGACUGGUGAAGGGAACGGCCACUGCGGCCAAACGCAGUGAUGGCUAUGGGCUAGCACGGGCCGCGGGGGGCGCAUUAGUUGGUGCGGCAGCUGUAUUGGCAGGGUUGGCUCUGUGA